Molecule: messenger RNA, 483 nt
Organism: Arthroderma uncinatum
Lineage: Eukaryota; Fungi; Ascomycota; Eurotiomycetes; Onygenales; Arthrodermataceae
Exons: 3
Coding region: 1-483 (160 amino acids)
Biological process (GO): ribosome biogenesis; snoRNA guided rRNA pseudouridine synthesis
Cellular component (GO): box H/ACA snoRNP complex
Molecular function (GO): box H/ACA snoRNA binding
Source: RefSeq, a predicted model, not a curated record
AUGGGUUCCUUUAUGCAUUCUUGCGAGGGCGAGAUGGUCUGCGAGUCGAUCAACCCAAAAAUCCCAUACUUCAACGCGCCGAUAUAUUUGGAAAACAAGACACCUGUUGGGAAAGUCGAUGAAGUUCUCGGGCCAAUCAAUCAGGUCUACUUUACGAUCAAGCCUCAGGAAGGAAUUGUCCCUACAUCCUUCAAAACGGGUGACAAAUUCUAUAUUGGAGGAGACAAGCUACUACCAUUGGAGAAGUUCCUUCCAAAGCCCAAACCACCACCGGGUGCGCCAAAGCCAAAGAAGAUCGGAGGCGCAGGGCGAGGGGGCCCGAUGCGCGGCGGCGGACGAGGUGCUCCCCGGGGACGAGGAGGUUUCUCCUCCCGGGGUGGCAGUGGAAUGCGCGGUGGUGGACGAGGUGGCAGCGGCGGCUUUGCGCCCCGUGGAGGCUCCCGAGGAGGUUUCUCUCGAGGAGGGUUCCGUGGACGAGGUUAA